GCAGCUUCCGCCCCGAGCCGGGCCCCGCCCCGCCCGGUGCCCUCUGCCCGGCGGCCUGACCCCGCGGGCCGCAUCCGGCCGCAGUCCCCGCUCGGCCCGGAUCCCCCAGGGCUCCGCCGGCAGCCGGACGCUGGGCCAGGUCGCCCCCCGGCCCCGGGGUUCCCCCGCCCCACCUCACAGGGCCCGCCCCCCGGCCCCGGGACCCCCGAGCAGGUCCAUGCCCAGCCGGGAGCGCCCAACGAAGGCCCGGGGCUGCCGGGGCCCCCCGCACCCCGACCCACCUGGCCCGGGACCCCCGGCCUGCGCCCCCCACGCCCACGGAGCACACGGAGCACAUGGAGCCCACGCCGUGAAGCCCAGGAGGAUCGUGUUCCAGGAUGAGCUGCCUGCCCGGGCCCCGCGGGGCGCCCUAAGUCCCGUGGGAGCACCCCCAGCCAGGCGCACCCCCAGGCCCGACCCAGUGCCUGACUAUGAGCUCAAGUACCCCAGCAUCAGCAGCGAGAGGGAGCGAAGCCGCUACGCCGCCGUGUUCCAGGACCAGUACGGGGAGUUCCUGCAGCUGCAGCAGGAGCUGGGCUGCGUGCAGGCCAGGCUGAGGCGGCUGGAGGCCCUGCUGGCAGCCCUGCCCCCUCCCCGCAGCCAGAGGGAGGCACAGGCCGCGGCCCGCGUGUGGAGGGAGCUGGACCGGAAGCGGACGGACCCUGGCCUCCUGGACAAGCAGGCCCGCUGCUGCUACCUCAAGGGGAAACUGAGGCACCUCAAGGGGCAGAUCCGCAAGUUCCAGGAGCAGCAGGACAGUGAGGGCUCCGUGUACUUCUGAGCGUGCUGGGCCUCGGCUGGCGGCCCCCUCCUCCAGGAAGCCG
Messenger RNA from Ochotona princeps (American pika), 863 nucleotides. It is a transcript of the gene OCEL1, whose product is annotated as occludin/ELL domain containing 1. The record is from RefSeq and is a predicted model, not a curated record. The transcript is spliced from 6 exons. NCBI's taxonomy places the organism in Eukaryota, Metazoa, Chordata, Mammalia, Lagomorpha, Ochotonidae. Gene Ontology annotation, biological process: bicellular tight junction assembly. Gene Ontology annotation, cellular component: bicellular tight junction; apical plasma membrane; cytoplasmic vesicle. Bases 218 to 820 code for a protein of 200 amino acids.